ACACUGUGUUUUAUUGCGACCAGGUGUUGUCUGAGAGCCUGGCGCCCAUAACCUACCUAACAUACGAAGUAGAAUCAAGCGAACUCGCUUAGCAAUCAGUCGUGCUGGUAGUGAGUGCCCUUAGCAGUCGCAGAUACUCCGAAGUCUUUGCAGAGUCGGAGAGCGAGAUGAAGUGGACGGUCGUUUUCGUGGCGCUGACGUUGGUCAUCGCCUCGGAUGCUGGAUCCUCCAGGAGCCUCAGCGCUGAGGACGGCACUCCCGCGAGGAAAAGGCAGGAAAGGGAGGCUCCAAGGGAAGGGAAUCUCAAGGAACCGAUGUUGGAACUUCGACGGACUAAGCGGCAAGCGAUUAAAGCUUUGAACUGCAGCGCUCUCUUCCCAAGCGCACCGAGCGGAUGUGCCGUGUUCAAUCACAACACUACCUACGGAUACCCAGCAGUAGGAACCGGCAGGAGAAACCCGGAGCGUGGAUUCUACACUUACACGGAGAGCAAAGCAUCCAGCUGGACACCAGUCGACCCACUGAGCCUGAAUGAUUUGGUCAACCGAGGUCACACCCUCUUUUACAGAGUGUACGUCCUAGACACGUUCGUCAACACAAACAUCAGCGACGACAUCCUGCAGAAGAUAAGGAAAGAUUUCGUGGACAUCCGAACUGCUGGUUUGAAGGUGCUCUUAAGGUUCUGCUACAGUUUAAACGGUUCGGUCAUCGCGGACGCUCCUCCUCUGCAGCUGAAGAAGCACAUUCAGCAACUCGCUCCCAUUUUCCAGGAGCACGUAGGUGUCAUAGCUCUAGUGCAGGCAGGCUUCAUUGGAGUGUGGGGAGAGUGGUACUACACGGCCAACUAUGGCAACGAAGGCAACAUAUCUCCGACUGAUUACCAGAAUCGACGACAGGUCGUGACUGACCUUUUAGCAGCAUUGCCAGCAUCCAGGCAAAUCGCGCUGCGCACACCAAACUUUAAGAGGAAGAUUGUGGAGAGAGUUACAUCUGUUACUUCAGCCGAGGCGUAUACGAAUACUAAGGUUGCAAGAAUUGGCCACCACAACGACUGUUUUCUGGCAUCUGACACGGAUUUUGGGACCUACUUAAACAAGUCUGACGAAUACCCUUACCUUAAGAAUGAAACACUGUAUGUGUCACAAGGGGGUGAAACUUGUAACCCCAAUCCAACCAGGUCUGAUUGCACCACUGCAAAAAUAGAACUCCAGGAGCUUCACUUCACUUACUUGAAUUCGGAGUAUCACGGAACUGUGCUCCAAUCAUGGAAGACCCAAGGAUGUUAUAACACAAUCGACCAUUCACUUGGGUAUCGCUUCAUUGGCAUGUUUUCAAGAAUACCAUCAUCGAUAAAGAGAGGGACCACUGUUACGGUUGGCAUCAAGGUGAAGAAUGUUGGUUACUCUGCACCAAUCAACUACCGGUCAGCGCAGAUGGUGAUCAUCGGCUGUUCAGGAACGAUGUACACCUCACCUCUCCAGGCGGGUCUUGACCUUCGACGUUGUCAACCUGGGGAGUGUAUCAUAGAUGCCACUCUUUCGGUGCCCUCUGCAGCUCCAACAGGUGUAUACAAGGUACUGCUUAAACUGCCUGAUGGCGAGAGCACCUUGGCAAGUCUCAAAGAGUACAACAUCGUCAUUGAGAACCUGAUUCACUCAGCUAACCUUACCAGCAGACUCAAUCUACUGGGUACAACGAGCAUCGUAUCCUAAGGUACAGUUUAGUGGACGCCUGCCUACGUUCUCUCCAGUAGUGACAAGGCGUGAGGAAGGGAGGGAACAGGCAAGCCUACCUGAAAGACAUGUCGAUUAGUAGAUGUUAAAAGUCAUCUAAACCCAGCACUAGACGAACAAGUGCAAAAAUGAAGAAGAGAGAAGGAAGUGAACCAGAUUCGUGAAUCAGGUCACUCGGUGACCCAGUAUUAAACGCCUUCAAGCAUCACAACAUCUUCGAUGAAAGAAAACUUUGGAAAAACUUAUAACUCUGCUUACAUUAUAUUCGCAUGUCUGUAUAUCAAUCUCUAUGAAAAUUUAUGAAGUUUUUGUUAAAAUUUGUUUACAGUCAUUACUCUGGAUUUAGAUUGAAUGAUUGAGUCUCUUGAAUUUGAAAUAAAAUUGGCAUUUUAAA
This is a messenger RNA of Macrobrachium nipponense, 2127 nucleotides long. RefSeq lists its product as uncharacterized. NCBI's taxonomy places the organism in Eukaryota, Metazoa, Arthropoda, Malacostraca, Decapoda, Palaemonidae. The record is from RefSeq and is a predicted model, not a curated record. The transcript has 14 exons. The coding region runs from base 168 to 1712 and encodes 514 amino acids.